AUGGAAGACAGAUUGCAAAUUAAGGGACAAGCUUUAAAAAAAGAAAAAAUGGACGAAUUACUAGAAGAUACAUUUCCUCCUCUCCCAAAAGUAAGAGAAAAAGACAAAAUAAGGGUCGGAUCACUUAUUAAACGAAGAUAUUCAGGUCGUGUUGGGCCAACAAUUUUAAAUCGUGACGGAGAUAAUGUGGAUGGCUUUUCAGGUAGUUUACGGGGUACUGGGAAGUAUGGAAAUGAUUAUCAACAGCCAUCUCAUGAAUUUUCUCUUUCUAAUUUUACAUCGCAAAACUUUAGUGCGGAAGAAUAUGUAAACAAUAACUUUCAAAAUGCAACAGAAGAUGAAAUUUCAAAAUUUUAUAAUCAAUUGGUUCAAUCUUAUGAAACUAUUUCAUCGGAUCUUCAACAGAAUAUUUUUGAUAAUUAUUUGAAGUUCGUUUCAAUUUCGAAAGAAAUAUCAAACAUGAGCAGUGAUAUGUCUACUAUUAGAGAUCAUCUUAACUCUUUAUGUGAUGCUAUUGAAUUAUUAAAAGAUGACAUAAAUUCUUUAUCUCAAGAUUCAUUAUCUUUGGAAAAAAAUAAAUGGAAAAGUUAUAAAAAUUCUAUUUCAGAUCUAAGGAAUAUAUGGGAAGAUCAAAUUAAGGAUCUUCUUGAAAAUGUUGAGGGUGCACAAAAAUUUUUGCCCACGGCUUAUGGAAGACAUAUAGUUUAUGAAAGUAGUGAUUGGAAAGAGUUAAAAUGUACAUCAUGGAAACCAAAAUCUAAGACUCGCUUGAUUUUACUUAAUGAUAAUUUGUUAAUUGUCAGAAUUUCUCCUAAAUAUCAAAUUUCUCAAAAUUCUGCUCAAAAAACUGGAAAAGUAAAAUAUAUCGCAGAAAAUUGCUUUCCUUUAACUGAAAUUCAAAUAAUCGACUUAGAACCUAAUGAAGCAUAUUUAAAAGAACGUAAUAUCACUGGAACUAUAAUUAUUCAGAAGGAAAAACAAAACUUUAUUUUCAAAACUGAUAAAAUUGAAGAAAAAAAUAAACUGCUUCAGGCAUUUGAAAAAGAGUAUCAUACAUUAACAAAAAUACAGAGGGGAGAGAUAGAGGCUAUGAGAAAAGCUAGAGAGUCUAUAUAUUUUUUAAACACUAAAGAUUCAUCUAUAACGGCUCAAACUCUACUUAAUCGAUUAUACCUUAAUAAUUCAGAAACUAUUUCACCUAAUAAUGGCGAAAUUAAAGAUUUUCAAUGGGUUCAGGAUAAAAUAGAAGAAUUAGAUAUAAUGAUUGCGCAUAGAUUACUUGAAGAUGCAACAAAAAGUAUUGAAAAAGAUAUCAGAAUAACUGUCGAAAAUCUUAAAGAAUCUAUUACAACAGAAUUAAUUAUUUUAAAACUUGAAAAUCGUUCCUCAAAAUUAGCAGAUAUAAUAUGUGAUGAAUUAGAUAAGAUGUCAUCAUAUAAAAAUAUUGUAAAAAAAAAUGUACAUUAUUUAUUAAGACUUGGAUAUGAAAAUCGUGCAAAAAAAUCAUUUUUAGCAUCCAGAUCAAAUUUAAUUAAACGAAGAACAAGGCAAUUAUAUUUUAAAGAAAAUAUUGUUUCAUAUAUAUCUGAUUUAGCACUAAUUCACUUUGUUUUAAUACACAAUACAGCAGAGAUGUAUAUAUCCGCUUUCCAAAAACCCUCAUUGACAUCUAGUCUUAUAACAUGGAUAAAAUCUCAAAUUGAAAACUUUUUAGAACUCUUUUCAAAACAAAUAUGCUUUAUUAGUUUCAAUUCAGAUAUUUAUUCUAAUAGCAUGAAGAUAAUUAAAGAACAGUGUAAAAUACUAAAUAAUUUGGGAAUUGAUAUGAGUUUUUUAUUUAAAAAUUUUGAAGAUAAUUUCAAAAAAAAAACAGAAAGUCCUAAUUCCUAA
Molecule: messenger RNA, 1890 nt
Organism: Pneumocystis murina B123
Lineage: Eukaryota; Fungi; Ascomycota; Pneumocystomycetes; Pneumocystales; Pneumocystaceae
Exons: 9
Coding region: 1-1890 (629 amino acids)
Biological process (GO): intracellular protein localization; exocytosis; Golgi to plasma membrane transport
Cellular component (GO): exocyst
Source: RefSeq, a predicted model, not a curated record